Messenger RNA from Truncatella angustata, 1804 nucleotides. RefSeq lists its product as uncharacterized. The transcript is spliced from 7 exons. The record is from RefSeq and is a predicted model, not a curated record. Lineage: Eukaryota; Fungi; Ascomycota; Sordariomycetes; Amphisphaeriales; Sporocadaceae. The coding region runs from base 316 to 1539 and encodes 407 amino acids. Gene Ontology annotation, molecular function: FAD binding; monooxygenase activity.
AUCCUUCAUCUCACCCAGCUCGGAAGGCUCGCGCUUUUCAAAGAUGCCGCUUAGUAACCAAAUGAUCGCCGGAUCACACCAAUCUUCGCCAACGAUGCCCACUAUAAAAGUAUAGGGGGUUAUGCCACGCAGAUCUAGCGCACGUUUGGCGAAAGUAUAAUUACAACAAGCAUCCGACCAGUUUACGGAACGGCUCGAGUCGAUCUCUACUAUACGCCUUGCCUAGAAUCUGCAUCAGACUAGACUAGACUAGAGCGCUUGGCUCAAAUUUACACUAUUACGGCAGCAACACGGUACUCAACAUAGACGCUGGCCAUGGGAUCUUCCACAGAGCCUUCGGCGCUACGCAUCCUGAUUGUGGGCGCUGGUAUAGGAGGCCUAUCUGCAGGACUGGCUCUGCGGCGACAAGGCCACCAGGUCACGCUGUUUGAAAGGUCAAAAUUCUCGGCGGAGAUUGGCGCCGCCAUCCACUCUGCUCCCAACUGUAGCAGGGUGCUUCGCAGACUGGGUGUGAGUCCUGAGGAUUAUGGAGGGACGCUGAUGAAAGCUUUCUCGUUGUGCGACCAUAUCGAUGGAACUUUCAAGAGUUUAGGUGACUUUUCCGAAGAACGGGAAUGGUAUUUGAUGCAUCGUGCCCAACUGCAUUCUGCAUUGAAGGAUACAGCACUAUCCAAAGAAGGCCUAGGCAUCCCCGUCCAGUUGCAACUCGCUUGCCAAAUUGUCGGCCUUGACAUAAGUACAGCGACCGUGACGCUCAAUAACGGGCAAUCAUAUAAGGGAGAUAUGGUGAUCGGAGCGGAUGGCGUUCAUUCAUGGACAAGGACGUUCAUUGACUCGACCACGAAGCCGUUCUCAACCAACAUGGCUUGCUAUCGAUGGAUAGCGCCCAACGAAGACCUGGCGAAACAUAAAGACACCGUGGAGCUCAGCAAGAAGAGAAACCAUUGCGUCGAAUGGGUUUCUGAUGAUCGGCGAAUCAUCUACUAUCCUUGUUCUGACCACACAAUUUCGAAUUUCGGUGCAUUCGUUCCUACCGUAGCCAGCAAGAGCGGCACUAAUUCGGAUUGGAACACUCCCGGCUCGAGGGCACAUUUGCAGGAGGCUUUCAAGGACUUCGGGCCCAUGGUGCAACGGCUCAUUCAAGAUGCACCAGUUUCUGAACUCAAGCUCUGGGAACUACUGGACAUGGAAACUUUGUCGACUUGGCAUAAGGAUAGCCUGGUCUUGAUUGGAGACGCAGCUCACCCCUUCCUGCCCUUCAUGGGCCAAGGCGGUGCUAUGGCCAUCGAGGAUUCGGCAGCACUGGCAGCGCUCCUGCCACUAGGAACGGAAGCAAUCGAUAUACCUGCUAAGCUGAAGAUUUGGGAAGACUGCCGCAAGGAGCGCGUGGAGCGGAUCCGAGAUUUCACGCGACGGAACGGGCGAUCCCCAAAUGAUCCGGCAGCACCCAGGCCGAGUUAUGAGGAGACCAUGGAAGUCAUGUCUUACUGCGUCAACUACGAUGCAUGGGAGCAAGCUUCGGGGGUGCUAAACAAUUGAAGUAGACUGGCUCGACCACUAGCCACAGCAUUGCCGCUCGCCAGAGUACAUCCUUCAAAUGUGCAGCCCCACUUGCCAUCGUCGUCGACAUAAUGUAGGAAUCAGCAGCGCAAUUGUCGUUGCAUCUGGUCAUUCAGAUAUGGUUUCCAUGGUGUCUAAGAUGGUGAUGAGAUUGAGUUCUGUUAUAGUUUCGAGCAUAUAUGUUUAAAUUUUAUAUAAGGAAGAAAUUUGCCAGAUUAUGGUUCAUCUUUUGCCACCAACCAGU